GCUAUGUAUGUAUGUGGGCCGACCUGCUGCGCAUCGGGCUUUGCGGUGUGAUGUGGCUUAUCGAGAGUUGGUGAGCUUUUUAUACGCUAUGCGCAACUAUCGAUGGAAACUGGCAGAGGUGGCAAUCGGUAUGGAGGACAAAGUGACGAGACAGGUUAUCUUAUCUCUAUCUCUGCUAGGUGUCGAGGACCAUGGUAAACGUCGAGUACAUGGUAGAGAAGUAGCCCAUUUGCUCAUCAGUUUCGUGCUUUAAUUCUACACUAUGCCUGGUCACGAUCGCAGUCAAUCAGAUGCAUGGUUGCGGUAAAGAAGGACAUAUAGUGCAAUGUCCGCAAGUGCUGACAGCUUCGGGACACCCCUGCACUUGGCGAAGCGGUCCGAGGCCAUGAGGCUACCGGGAGACUUGUUCGCCGUCUGUAAUGUCAAACGUGGUGCGGAUUGGCAUAUAUGCGACUUGAAUACAUGCUUUGAAUCUCCUCUUGUGUGCUCUCCCGCCGAGAGAAGAACAAAGGAUGGUUAGACAACGAACAAGGG
Coniophora puteana RWD-64-598 SS2 is the source of this 534-nucleotide messenger RNA. RefSeq lists its product as uncharacterized. The transcript has a single exon. Lineage: Eukaryota; Fungi; Basidiomycota; Agaricomycetes; Boletales; Coniophoraceae. The record is from RefSeq and is a predicted model, not a curated record. Bases 326 to 520 code for a protein of 64 amino acids.